Messenger RNA from Orcinus orca (killer whale), 4853 nucleotides. It is a transcript of the gene RCC2, whose product is annotated as regulator of chromosome condensation 2. The record is from RefSeq and is a predicted model, not a curated record. Lineage: Eukaryota; Metazoa; Chordata; Mammalia; Artiodactyla; Delphinidae. The coding region runs from base 940 to 2502 and encodes 520 amino acids. The transcript is spliced from 12 exons.
ACCUGGGGGAGGUUGGGGGAAUUGAAUGAAUAAAAAGGGGAAGGAAGGCGGACCCACGUGGUUUAAUCGGAGACAGACAGAGAUCCCAUUGUUCAAAAUCAAUUUAAAAAAAAAAAAAAGCAGACAGGGCGAAGGGGCAGGGACGCUGGGGGAAAGUAGCGGCGGAGCCGGGCACUUUGCAGCCGGGAUCGGAAGGAUCGGCUGAGCCGCACGCUCGGGGAGGGGCCGGGAAGAGUGUCGGGCACCAUUAAAGUUUUUAUUUUUCGUGUCUGUGCGAGCAGGUGUUUGGGGCCGGGGGCCGGCUCUAUUUGCGCCACCACCCUCCCACCCUUCUGUGGGGGGCAGCCAACCCUAAGGGAUUCGGCUAGACCCCGAGGUCGGAACCCCCAAGCUGGAGCGGAAUUGGGGACUCAGGCCGGGGGGUGGAGAGAACUGCAUUUGAGUGGGCUUGGGGACGGGGGUGCGGAGACAAAAGCAGCAGGUGGGGCCGCCGCGGAGGGGGUAGCUCCUUCACCAAGGUGCCAAAAGGGGGUCUUUGAAGUGUCCCAAAGCCUUCUCUAAUUAAAACCUCGGGGAUCAGAGACUUCCUUUUUCUUUCCCUUUACUUUUUGGGGACCUGGCUGCAAUUAUGAUGCGAUGUAGGCAAACCUAACUUGAGGAUGGGCCCGGGGGGGGGGGUCUCCAUUUUUUUCUUUCCCUGAGCGGAUUGCAGUCGGGGACCUGGGCUCCCGUGCGGGAUUCCCCGGAGGAGGCGCGCCGGGGCCCAGGAGAGGCGCGAUUUCCUCCCGGCUCGCCCCCUCUCCGCCCACCCCGCGGCCGCCACUUUGGGGAGGGCAGGGGAGGAAGUGGAGGCCGGUGGCUCGGCUGGCUCCCCUCCCCCCGCGCAGUUUAUAACCCGUCCAUUGUGCGCCGCUGCCCCGUGUCUCCUCCAGCGCGACCAUGCCCAGGAAGAAGGCGGCGGCGGCCUGGGAGGAGCCGAGCUCGGGCAACGGCACGGCCCGUGCCGGGCCCAGGAAGCGCGGUGGCCCGGCCGGCAGGAAGCGCGAGCGGCCCGAGCGCUGCAGCAGCAGCAGCGGCGGCGGUAGCAGCGGCGACGAGGACGGCCUGGAGCUCGACGGGGCCCCCGGCGGGGGCAAGCGCGCGGCGCGGCCGGCGGCAGGCAAGGCGGGCGGCGCGGCCGUGGUCAUCACCGAGCCUGAGCACACCAAGGAGCGCGUCAAACUUGAAGGGUCUAAGUGCAAAGGGCAGCUUUUGAUUUUUGGGGCAACCAACUGGGACUUGAUUGGUCGAAAAGAAGUGCCUAAGCAACAAGCCGCCUACCGCAACCUCGGUCAGAACUUAUGGGGGCCCCACAGGUACGGGUGCCUUUCGGGGGUCCGGGUACGGACGGUGGUGUCGGGGUCAUGCGCCGCCCACAGCCUCCUCAUCACCACGGAAGGGAAGCUGUGGAGCUGGGGGCGAAAUGAGAAGGGCCAGCUGGGCCAUGGUGACACCAAGAGAGUUGAAGCCCCCAGACUCAUCGAGGGGCUCAGCCACGAGGUGAUCGUGUCCGCGGCGUGUGGGCGGAACCACACCUUGGCCUUGACGGAAACGGGCUCCGUGUUUGCGUUUGGGGAGAACAAGAUGGGGCAGCUGGGCCUCGGCAACCAGACGGACGCCGUGCCCAGCCCCGCACAGAUAAUGUACAACGGGCAGCCAAUUACCAAAAUGGCCUGUGGGGCUGAAUUCAGUAUGAUAAUGGACUGCAAAGGAAACCUCUAUUCCUUUGGGUGCCCUGAAUAUGGUCAGCUGGGACACAACUCGGAUGGCAAGUUCAUUGCCCGGGCGCAGCGGAUAGAGUACGACUGCGAGCUGGUGCCCCGGCGAGUGGCGAUCUUCAUCGAGAAGACGAAAGACGGCCAGAUCCUGCCGGUCCCAAACGUGGUGGUACGGGAUGUGGCCUGCGGCGCUAACCACACGCUGGUCCUGGACUCCCAGAAGCGCGUCUUCUCCUGGGGCUUCGGUGGCUACGGCCGGCUGGGCCACGCCGAGCAGAAGGACGAGAUGGUUCCCCGCCUGGUGAAGCUGUUCGACUUCCCUGGACGCGGGGCGUCCCAGAUCUACGCUGGCUACACCUGCUCCUUUGCCGUCAGCGAAGUGGGUGGUCUGUUUUUCUGGGGGGCCACAAACACGUCCCGGGAGUCCACCAUGUACCCGAAGGCCGUGCAGGACCUCUGCGGCUGGAGAAUCCGGAGCCUGGCUUGUGGGAAGAGCAGCAUCAUCGUGGCCGCGGACGAGAGCACGAUCAGCUGGGGCCCGUCGCCGACCUUUGGGGAGCUGGGCUAUGGGGAUCACAAGCCCAAGUCUUCCACUGCAGCUCAGGAGGUGAAGACGCUCGACGGCAUCUUCACGGAGCAGGUUGCCAUGGGUUACUCACACUCCUUGGUGAUAGCGAGAGACGAAAGUGAGACGGAGAAGGAGAAGAUCAAGAAACUACCAGAGUACAACCCCCGGACCCUCUGAUGCUCCCGGAGCCUCUCCAGCUCCACACCUCUCGCGGCAGCUGUCAUUUCCACGUGCACUGGGACGGGAAGUCACACGAGGAAUUUUCAAAAGCAAAAGUUGACCGAAGGUGCAUUUUUGUUAAGACUCCCUGAGGUUCCGUUUUUAUAAGUGAUUCAACGUCAACUACCUUUCCUGUAUGCUUUCCAAAGUGUUUUUUUUUUCCCCUCUUAAUGAUUAAUUAAAAUAUUUGCUCAUAGUUGACUUACCAUUCCUACAAAAGAGGCAGAAACUUUGAGCAAUCUAGGUUUGUUUUUUGUUUUUUUUUUUUAAGUUUUCCUUUUUUACCCCCCUCUCUUACAUACACUUGUCAAAAACACCCCUUCCCGGUUGUGAUUAGCAUGGUGAGCCCAGCGGGUGCUACCUGGGAGAGGAGUCGCCACACGCUCAGAAAACUGUCCCUUGCGGGAGCCGGCAACAUCUCGGCAAAGACCGUCCCUGGUGGUCAGUCUCCAUCCAAAAUGGCGCCCGUGUGUUCGGAAGCAUCUGGGUCGCUUCUCUCCUGCUUCUCCUUCUAGCCCGGCUCAGGCCGUGUGUGUUCUGCUUCUCCCCUUGGCUGCUUCUAAGCCCCCCGCCGCCUUUUGGCCGCGACAUUAUUAGAAUCUGCCGUUUUCCCCCCUGGUGGGGGAUCUGUGUGUAGCCAUUUAUAUCUGCUUUAGCUGUAAAAGAAGUCCAAAUGAAAAGCAGGUGAUGGUGGAACCAGUGGGGACUUGCGGGGGUGGGCAGGUGUGGGGACAGUGUAUGUGGUUCCAGGUCCGGCUUGAAGGCUCCUCUGAGCCGGGGCCGCCUCGCCGGCACUCGCUAUUAGAGAUUGACCAGCCAGCAGUAAAAAGUGCAUUCUGGAGUCCUUGCAAAGAAGGAUCAGCCCUUUGUGUACCAGCCUUUAUCGCCUUUGUGCUUCUGUCUUUAUUCCGAACCCCUUCCCCCCGCUGGAUCCUGCUGGAAGGGGCCCGGUCUGUUUCUGAGGCCCGGGUUCCUGUUCCGCUAACCCAGCCCUCUAGUCACGUUUGCUUGGCUGUGUAACCAAAUAGUUGGGAUCACGGAAGAAGUCCCCUUCCCUGCGUGUCAGCACAGAGGCUGUGACUGCCACCCCGGCUCCCCGCCAAGUGCCCUGUGCCCGAACCCGUCCCCGGCGUCGCGCUGCGUGAGUUAUGAGGUGCCUUUCCCGGAACCCUCCUCUCGCUUGGACCCAAGAGAGGCGACAGCUCUGGCUGGGGCUCUUGGUUUCGAGAGGGUCUGGACUGGUUUGGGUGCUUUAAAAUAGAUUUUUUAGUUCAGUGGUGCUUAUGGGGGAAACGGGGAUAGAACUUCAGUGUGAGACUUGGGUGAUGGGAAAGUUAAAUAUUGGUCUUUUUUAUUAUUAUUUUUUGCUUUGCUAUUGUUACCACUUCUGUCUCCAUGUUAAAAUGCCAAAAAUGAUCUAGUCGUUGUUGCUUCUUUCCCUACUCGUCCCCCCUGCCCUGUCGCUCGGGGCGGUGGCUUAUGCCUUCGCAGGGCGUGUAACGGUAUCUGUCCUGGCCAGUCCCAAGGCCUUGCGGGAGGAGGCCGGCCUGCCUCUUUCUAAGAUUUAGUCUGACUUUGUGCUCGUCUCAACUGUCCUGUGUUUAUAGUCCAGGGGAGAAGCUUCUGCAACUUCAGAGCUUCUGCUAAACUAACCUGAUUUGUCCAAAUCACCCCCCAACUACCACUGCUGACUCAAGCUUCCCUGCAUAGAACCCCUCAGUUUCCUGACAGACCUCUUUCCUGGAAUGGGCUUCGGCGCACGUGCUCCUUGUACCCGUGCAGCCUCCCUUGGGUUGUGCAGUCAACUAGAGGGCCAAGGGAGCAGCAGCCUGGGUCCUGGCCUUUGCAGGAGCUGCCCUUGGCCAAGUGGGGCUUCAAUCUUCAAGUGGACUCAUCCGAAACCCACCGCCAGCCCGCUCUCGGGCCCCCUGCCAGGAACUGGAGCAGGAAAGGGAUGUCCCUUCCACGUGGAGACUGCCCUGUUCUCCCACGAUCACUCCUUUGGGCUUAGAAUUUUAAAAUGAACUUCCUAAGGGGGAAAAUCCUUUAGAACAAUGAGUGGGGGGAGACGGUCCUGCGCUCCUAGAGGAAGGGACACAGCAGCGGGGCUGGGGUGCGCUGAUCCUUCGGGCUCCAGACGUGUCUUCCAGCUCAGGAAGGUAGACUGGACGGCUUAGCGCGAAGGGGAGAGUCCAAGGAGAGGUUGUGAUUUGGUCGAAGGUGCCUGGUUUAGUGCUGUAAUUGUCUUUUUUUAUAUAUAUAUUUCUUGGAGUAAACAUUUUAAAUAAACGACAUCAUUGUUUACUCUG